AGUGUCUCCACGGAAGCCAGAGGGAGAGGGUGUCUUUUGGUGACGGCGGCCAAGGAGGUGGGGGAGCCAGAACGGUGAACAGCCUUGCCGAGAGCGGACGGAUGCACACGCACGCUCCCAAACGCUAACCUAGAUCACGUUACUGGACUUCUGCUGUUUUUUUUUUUCUUUUUACGAACUUAUGGUCUUUCGUUGUGAUUUAGUGUUUAGCGUUUUGAUAUUGUUGGUCUUAGCGUUUAAAAAAAAAGACGUGCCUUGUAUCACCCACCCGACUCUGACGAACGAAGUGGAGACUCACAGCAGGAUUUAACGUUUGGGAAGGUGUGGUGAAAAAUACUCAUUUAACCUACACACAUACAUACGCACAAAUACACACAAAAAAAACUCGUGAAUUAGAUCAAAACACACACACACACACACACACCCACCCACCCACCCACCCACCCACACAGACCCACCCACACACACACCCACACACCCACAGACCCACCCCCAUGGACUCGUGGUCUCGGCGACGGUCUGGGGUGGCGCGGGCGGUGGAGGGCGUGGUGAAGCGGCGGAAACACGUGGUGCUGGUGGGGCUGGACGGCUCAGGCAAGACCACAGUGCUGACAAGACUCAAGUACAGGUGCUAUGUGGCCACGACCCCCACCAUUGGCUUCAACCAUGAGAAGGUGUGGGGAGGAGGUUACCGAUGGUCGUGUUGGGACGUGGGCGGAGGAGAGAGAUUGCGCCCUUUGUGGUCCUCCUACACGCGAGCCACGGACGGUUUAGUAUACGUGGUAGAUUCAGCUUCUCCCACGGACGUCAUGGAGGAGGCGAGGGUGGAACUGGCCAGGGUGCUAAAGAAAUCAAGAGCUUCUUCCGCACAGCUGGGCAUCCCCACACCCCCUCUCCUUGUGCUGGCCAACUUCCAGGACCAGAUACACGCCCGUUCAGCCCAGGGCGUGGCACUCUCCUUGGGCUUGAGCGAGGCCGUGGGCGUGGUGUGGGCGGUGGCUCCCGUGUGCGCCCUCACAGGAGAAGGGCUGGACGAUGCCAUGGCGACCCUCAGAGCGCUCAUCGACAAGGUUCGGCAGGAGGCGCGUCGGCGGGACAGGUGGCGCUGAGAUAGAGCUAAGAUGCUACAGAUAAGCUAUGUACUUCGAGACUUCCUCCUUCACUUCACAGCGGCGAGGGACACCUGUGGCUCUACCUGUGGUCCCCCUGUGGUCCCCCUGGCUACCUGCACGCAGCUGGCACCCUUACCUGACACCCUUACCUGGUCGGAAUCAAACCAGUGGGAUGUUUGUCCUGUAUUCUCACUCCUUUCACUCCCUUCACCUCCUUGUCACCCUAUACGCCCUCCCCACACAGAGGCGCCCUUCAGCCAGCCAGUCAAGCAAACACUACCUCCUUCCCUACCUCCCGCCCUUCCCGCCCUUCCCGUCAGCACUCCCUCAGGCCCUAAGGGUUGGGUGGACCUCUGAAAUGUGGUGCCCUUUGUCACCUCUUGGCCUGUGUCGGCUCCUCUUUGUUUUGUUUUGAAGUGUGUUUGUGUGCGUGUGCCUGCCGCCGUCAGGAGGUGAUUAGCGCGACCCUGUCAUGGAGAGACGCUAACGAGGCGCCGAUGAAGGAAGCCACAGACUCAAACGUGUACUCGGGAGAGUGGAGGUGAUGACGGCGAUGCGCUGAGACAGAUUAGCACGCCGGCGCUCUCACCGAUAAGACAGAAAAAAAAAAAAAGAGAAAAAUAAGCGAAACACUCGACUCACGACCCCUUAUCUCACGAAACUCGACGAAACCACGAACGUGAACGACCUGCACCCCGAUGAAGACUUUGCGAUACCGACGACGACCCCCCGGUCCCGUAUGACCUCAACCACGACCCCUCAGCCUCCUCCAGCGACGCCGGUAGGAGGAGCCUUCAGGAGAGCUGCAGAAGGAGAGAAGGAAAAAAAAACGCAACGGAACACAAAGGAAGAACAAACAAUAGCAUGAUUUUUGGUCCAUGCAAGGCUGUUUGUGUAGGAUAGGAAGGCGAAGGGGAAGGAGGAGGAGACUAACAAACAAGAAGAUUCAGGAUGGAAAUAGGAUAGUUUGCCUUGUUUGGGAAGUGUAAUAGUAACAAUGGUAGUGUUUUGACUGUACUAUCUUUCCUUCCAUGUACUACAGUAGUUACUUAUGUACUACUCUACAGAAGAACGCCUAUACUACUACUACUACUACUACUACUACUACUACUACCACCACCACCAAAAUUAUGAUAUGUACCUUAAUUCACAGUAAUAUGGAAACUAUUCACCCACCACCACCACCACAACAACAACAACAACAACAACAACAACAACAACAACAACAACAACAACAACAAAUCGCUAGCUGGCAGGGACACGCCUUUCCCUAAAAAAGAAUAAGGGAAUAAGGGGAAACAAACAAAUGGGAAGACUUGAAUGUUUCCCAAAAUCUCUUCUCCCCCUUCUUCCCUCCCCAAUCUUCCCCUUCCUUUAUUCUUCCUCCUUCUCUCUCCUUCCACAGCUCUCAGUUUAUCAGUUUUGUUUAAUAUUUCUUUGUAGUUUCUGUAUAUGUCUUAUUUACUCUAUUUUAUUGCGAUUUAUCUAUUUAUUCAGCGUUAUUUUAUUAGUUGUAUAUUUCUCUCUCUCUCUCUCUCUCUCUCUCUCUCUCUCUCUCUCUCUCUCUCUCUCUCUCUCUCUCUCUCUCUCUCUCUCUGUCUCUCUCUCUCUCAUUUAGUAUUACAUAUUUAAUCUCCAUAUACAUAAUUUUAAAAGAUUUUAUAUAACUUAAUCAAAAAAUAAACAGUAUUACAUGAGUA
This is a messenger RNA of Scylla paramamosain (green mud crab), 2812 nucleotides long. RefSeq names its product ADP-ribosylation factor-like protein 4C. The record is from RefSeq and is a predicted model, not a curated record. Gene Ontology annotation, cellular component: plasma membrane; cytoplasm. Gene Ontology annotation, biological process: intracellular protein transport; vesicle-mediated transport. The transcript is spliced from 5 exons. The coding region runs from base 495 to 1109 and encodes 204 amino acids. Gene Ontology annotation, molecular function: GTPase activity; GTP binding. Lineage: Eukaryota; Metazoa; Arthropoda; Malacostraca; Decapoda; Portunidae.